Oryctolagus cuniculus (rabbit) is the source of this 444-nucleotide messenger RNA. The record is from RefSeq and is a predicted model, not a curated record. Lineage: Eukaryota; Metazoa; Chordata; Mammalia; Lagomorpha; Leporidae.
GGCACCUCGCUGGCACUCUCAUCCCUCCUGUCCCUGCUGCUCUUCGCGGGCAUGCAGAUGUACAGCUGCCAGCUGGCCUCCACCGAGUGGCUCACCAUCCAGGGGGGCCUGCUUGGCUCCGGCCUCUUCGUCUUCUCCCUCACUGCCUUCAAUAAUCUCGAGAAUCUUGUCUUUGGCAAAAGAUUCCAAGCCAAGGUCUUCCCUGAGAUUCUCCUGUGCCUCCUGUUGGCUCUCUUUGCAUCAGGCCUCAUCUACCGAGUCUGUUUUACCACCUGCUUUAUCUUCUCCAUGGUUUGUCUGUACUACAUCAAAAAGAUCUCCUCCACGCUCUACCAGGCAACGGCUCCAGUCCUCACACCCGCCAAGGUCACAGGCAAGGGCAAGAAGAGGAACUAAGCCUGAGUGUCCAAUAAAGUUGAUUCUUUGUAAAAAAAAAAAAAAUAA